This is a messenger RNA of Nicotiana attenuata, 2157 nucleotides long. RefSeq names its product low affinity sulfate transporter 3-like. Bases 90 to 2066 code for a protein of 658 amino acids. Gene Ontology annotation, molecular function: secondary active sulfate transmembrane transporter activity. Gene Ontology annotation, biological process: transmembrane transport. NCBI's taxonomy places the organism in Eukaryota, Viridiplantae, Streptophyta, Magnoliopsida, Solanales, Solanaceae. The record is from RefSeq and is a predicted model, not a curated record. Gene Ontology annotation, cellular component: membrane. The transcript has 12 exons.
UGGUUCAUACUUUUGAUAUACGAAAACAUUAAUUAGUUCAUGAUUUAACCAAAAAAAAAAAAAAACUUGAAAAAACAGGAAAAAGAAUUAUGUGUUCAUUGCCCAAUGAGAGCUUCAGCAUUGAGCUGCAGCAGCUUGAUGCUGAUGAUGUUAGUGGGAGAAAACAGAGAACUGAGUGGCUGCUGAAUUCUCCAGCCCAACCUAGUUUUUGCAAUGAACUCAUCAACUCUGUUACUGAAACUGUUUUGCCACAAAAAAACUCAAAGCAAUAUGGAGGCGGAGCUGUCUUUUCAUUUUUGCAAGGCUUAUUUCCAAUCCUUAGUUGGGGAAGGAAUUAUAAAGCUAAUAUGUUCAAGCAUGACUUAUUGGCUGGCUUAACUCUUGCUAGUCUCUGUAUUCCUCAGAGUAUAGGAUAUGCUAAUCUUGCAAACCUUGCUCCUCAAUAUGGCUUAUACACUAGUGUUGUUCCACCAUUGAUAUAUGCUGUUAUGGGAAGUUCGCGAGAGCUGGCUAUUGGUCCUGUUGCUGUUGUAUCUCUACUGCUUUCUGCAAUGAUAACCGAAAUCGUAGAUCCUGCAGUUGAUCCUAUUGCUUAUACGAGCCUUGUUUUUACUGUCACUUUCUUUGCUGGUACAUUCCAAACUGCAUUUGGCCUAUUAAGAUUGGGUUUUCUUGUGGAUUUUCUUUCACAUGCUGCAAUAGUGGGAUUCAUGGGAGGUGCAGCUAUUGUAAUUGGUCUUCAACAAUUAAAGGGUCUCAUAGGAAUUAAUCAUUUUACUACAAAAACUGAUGUGAUGUCUGUAUUUAAAGCUGUUUUCACAUCAUUUCAUAACGAGACAUUGUCUCCUCUUAAUUUUGUACUUGGCUGUUCAUUCCUCAUCUUCAUCCUAGCAACCAGAUUUUUAGGAAAAAGGAAUAAGAAACUAUUUUGGCUACCAGCUAUUGCUCCUUUGUUAUCAGUGAUAUUAUCCACUUUAAUGGUUUAUUUAACAAAGGCUGAUCAACAUGGAGUCAAAAUUGUAAAACACUUUAAAGGGGGUUUGAAUCCAAGCUCAGUUCAUCAAUUACAGUUCAAUGGUCCACACCUUGGAGAAGUGGCGAAAAUUGGACUAAUAUGUGCUCUCGUGGCGCUAACUGAAGCCAUUGCUGUCGGCCGAUCUUUCGCUUCAAUGAAAGGCUAUCAUCUUGAUGGGAACAAAGAAAUGGUAGCCAUGGGUUUCAUGAACAUUGUGGGGUCUUUAUCUUCUUGCUAUACAGCAACUGGUUCAUUUUCAAGGACAGCUGUGAAUUUCAGUGCAGGAUGUGAAACUGUGGUGUCAAACAUAGUUAUGGCUAUCACAGUUUUCAUAUCCCUGGAAUUGCUAACUAAACUUUUAUACUACACUCCACUAGCUAUCCUUGCAUCGGUUAUCUUAUCCGCGCUUCCUGGAUUGAUUGACAUAAAUGAAGCUUAUCAUAUCUGGAAAGUGGACAAGAUGGACUUCCUUGUUUGCAUUGGUGCCUUCUUUGGAGUCCUGUUUGUAUCUGUCGAAAUUGGUCUUCUAGUCGCGGUUAGCAUAUCAUUUGCUAGAAUAAUACUGGACACAAUUCGAGCAAGUACAGAAGUGCAAGGAAGACUUCCUGGGACGACAGACACCUUCUGCGAUAUUACUCAAUAUCCAGGAGCCACUAGAACUUCAGGCAUCUUGAUCAUUCGAAUCAACUCUGGUUCACUUUGCUUUGCAAAUGCUACUUCCAUAAGAGAAAGGAUGCUGAAAUUGGUGACAGAAGCAAAUGGUAGUGAGGAGAACACAAAGGAAAAUGUUCAUUUUUUAGUUCUGGACAUGUCCAAUGUAAUGAGUUUGGAUACAUCAGGAAUAGCGGUGUUAGAAGAGCUGCACAGAGAACUGGUUUCACGAACCAUACAAUUAGCAAUAGGAAACCCAAGGUUAAGAGUCAUUAACAAAAUGAAGACAGCAAAAUGUUUCGAGAAACUAGGAAAAGGAUGGAUUUUCCUUACUAUUGGGGAUGCUAUAGAUGCCUGCUUGAGUCUCAAAAUAGCUGAUCCUAGCUCUAUCAAUUGUUGAAAUUUUAUGUUUUUCAAUUUUCAUGUUUCAUGUGUAUACAAAUCACAAAGCAUUAAGAGCAAAGAUAUGGAGCCUUGUGCAUUUCGUGAUA